Molecule: messenger RNA, 3557 nt
Organism: Vitis riparia (riverbank grape)
Lineage: Eukaryota; Viridiplantae; Streptophyta; Magnoliopsida; Vitales; Vitaceae
Product: kinesin-like protein KIN-14L
Exons: 19
Coding region: 117-3125 (1002 amino acids)
Biological process (GO): microtubule-based movement
Molecular function (GO): ATP binding; microtubule motor activity; microtubule binding
Source: RefSeq, a predicted model, not a curated record
ACUAUCAGAGUAGUAGAGAUCGAUACCCUGUGUCUCUGAACCUUUCUCUUGGUUCCUUUUUAGGUUUAGGGUUUUUCUCUUUCUAGAACUUUCUCUCUCUAAGACUGGGGGUUCUCAUGGAGGGUUCUGCAACUACACAUGAUAUGAAUUUGGCUUCAAGAAAAGCCGAAGAAGCAGCUUGGAGGCGAUUCCAAGCUGCUGGAUGGCUCGAGACCCUAGUCGGACCAAUUGGGGUAUCGACUCAUCCGUCAGAACGAGAGUUCGUUUCUUGCUUGAGAAAUGGUUUAAUUUUAUGCAAUGCCAUUAACAAGAUCCAUCCAGGAUCAGUGCCCAAGAUCGUGGAGAAUCAUUCAUCUUCACAAUCACUCACCUGGGAAUCUCAGCCUUUGCCUGCCUAUCAAUACUUUGAGAACGUCCGGAACUUUCUGGUGGCUGUUGAAGAAUUGAAGCUUCCUGCUUUUGAAGCUUCUGAUCUUGAGAGGGAUACUUUGGAGGCUGGCUCUGCAGCUAAGGUUGUUGAUUGCAUUUUAGCCCUUAAAUCAUACCACGAGUGGAAGCAGAUGGGUGGAGGAAAUGGUUAUUAUAAGCAUGUGAGAUCCCCUAUGGUUGUGCAUUCAGCAAAUAGGGUAAAUUCAAGAGCUUCUGCGGCAAAUCCAUCAGACUCCUGUAGGCGUUUGGAUAUGUCUGUUACACCUCCUUUGGACGGUGAAGCUCGGAAACUUGAAGAUUUGAUUGUCUCAGUAUUUGCUGAAUGCAUGGUUGAUGUGAAGGAAAACAUUGAUGAUAACCUUCUUGAUUCCUUUCGGAGUGGAAAUCGGGAUCCAAUCAAGUUAUUAAGCAGAGUAAUGAUGGGCUCUUUAAAGGAGCAACUUGAAAACAAGUUCCCUGAGUUGAAACCAAUUUUUAAAGAUCUUCUGCAAGAAGGAAGUGACUCAAAUGUCCAUUCGAAAUCUACACCUCUUGAAAAUUCAUCUACAGUUGUAAAUUCUAAGCAUUGCAGAGCUUGCUUGAAAAAGAAUAGCUGCAACCACUUGCUCAUAUUUCAAAUGCAAGAAAAAGAACUUUCGGAUCUCAAGGCCUUGUUGUCAAGAACAAAGAGGGAAUUCAAAGGGUUAGAGUCUCAAUUGCAGAAUGAUUUGAAACAACUGGGAAAUAUAGUUCAAGAGAUGUCUGCUGCAGCUGUUGGGUAUCAGAGGGUAGUGAAAGAGAACAGGAAUCUGUACAACAUGGUUCAGGAUUUGAAAGGAAAUAUUCGAGUUUACUGCAGAAUUAGGCCUGCCUUCAGUGUUGGAGCAAGAAGUACUAUAGACUUCAUUGGAGAGGAUGGUUCGCUAGUGAUAGUUGACCCAUUGAAACGCCAAAGAGAUGGAAGGAAGGUUUUUCAAUUUGACCGAGUGUUCGAUCCAACUGCUACCCAAGAUGCUGUAUUUAAGGACACCCAACCUUUAAUUAGGUCUGUGAUGGAUGGAUACAAUGUGUGCAUCUUCGCCUAUGGUCAAACUGGAUCCGGCAAAACAUAUACUAUGUGUGGUCCAUCAGGUGGAUCAACUAAGGACAUGGGGAUCAAUUAUCUAGCUCUUAAUGAUCUCUUCCAGAUGUCUAAUAAAAGAAAGGACAUUAUAACUUAUGACAUUUAUGUUCAAAUGGUUGAAAUAUACAAUGAACAAGUACGUGAUCUUCUUGCAGAAGAUUCGUCAACAACAAAAUUAGAGAUUCGAAGCUGUACUAGCGAAAAUGGCUUGAGUCUUCCUGAUGCUACAGUGCAUUCUGUAAAGUCCACAGCUGAUGUUCUUAACCUUAUGAAACUUGGUGAGCUGAAUCGACACGUCAGUUCCACUGCAAUCAACAACCGAAGUAGUCGUUCACACAGUGUCUUGACAGUACAUGUGCAUGGUAAAGAUUUAUCUGGAAGCAUUCUUCGAAGUUGUCUACAUCUGGUGGACCUCGCAGGAAGUGAAAGGGUGGACAAAUCAGAAGUCACUGGAGAUAGGCUCAAGGAGGCACAGUAUAUCAACAAGUCUCUAUCUUGUUUAGGAGAUGUGAUCACAGCCUUGGCUCAGAAGAACUCUCACAUCCCUUACAGAAACAGCAAACUCACACUACUCUUGCAAGACUCUUUAGGAGGCCAUGCCAAAACAUUAAUGUUUGCUCAUCUGAGCCCAGAAGAUGAUUCUCUUGGGGAAACAAUCAGUACUCUGAAGUUUGCUCAGAGGGUUUCAACUGUCGAACUAGGCACUGCUCGUUUGAACAAAGAGAGCAGCAAGGUUAUGGAACUCAAGGAACAGAUUGAGAACCUCAAGAAGGCUUUGGCAAACAAGGAAGGUCACAGUAUCAUACCAAGUAAAGUGAAUGAACCAAGACCUCCAUCUGAGAAGCCAAAAGGAAUGAUUGACAGAACUCCUCCCCGGCCUCGAAGAUUGAGCAUUGAAAAUUGCAGCAGCUUGAAGAAUGAGAAAGCAAUGCAUCCUGAAGAAAAAAAAGGAUCAAAAACCCCUUCUAUACGAACUCGUGCACGAAGGUUAAGUUUGGAAGGUUCAAACCAAGGGAAGAAGGAUCAUUUGCUGGUGAAAAUGUCUGAAGAUGUAAGCAAGCUUCAACCUCUUGAAGCUUUUGGGCAUUUCAGCACUGGCAGUUCCAUGAUGGAAGAGGAGGUAUAUAAUUAUCAGAAAGCUCCAAAGAGUCCUGUAAGUUCCACUUACAAAAGCCGAGUUGCAAAAGCAGCAAGUAGAACACAAGUUGCACCAUUUCAACUAACAAAGACGCCUGAGCCAGAUAGAAAGGAGGUUCAGACUAUGAUGCAGAGUGACCUGAGUGUUUCUAAAGAUUCUCAGAUACCUAGCUUCAUUAGUAGUGGGAAUGGAAAAGGAUCUCAAAUAAGGAAAUCACUUAGAACCAUCGGAAAGCUGAUUAAUGGCUCUGAAAAAAGGAACCAACAGAAGUUAAUGGAAGCAAGAACACCCAUCAAGGGAUCAAACAAUGCCGAAGGUGGGAGGUCUCCACUCACAGCUAAUGCAAGAGCAAUGAGAAGGCAGUCACUAACCGGCAUUCAGACAUCCGGGCCCUGGAGAUCAUCUGUUAUAGGGAAGUCAUCAGACUCUUGUUCAAAUGAAACAAGGAAUGCCUAGACGCCUCCUCCAGUCCACCGGUCAGCCAAGAUGACAAAGCAAUGACAAUAAUAAUUAUAGAUGAGCAAAGAAGACUACGCUUGGUGCUUUAACUCAAAGCAUACUACUGACCACAAGCUGACAUUUGGGUUAGAAAAUUGUGUGACCAUGAUUAUGAGUGGAAAGGUCAGAUACUGACCCAUCAUUUGUUGAGUGUCAAGCCCCCACUUCUGAUUAAUAAUUAAUGUUACAUGAUCAAGCUCAUUCUUCUUCUUAUUGCAAGCCCUAAUAGUUGGGUUUAGGCUGAUUGAAAUGCAAUUGGUUCCAAAAAAUUUUGUGGGCGAGGCCGAUUUUGCCACCUUGAGAUUCAAUUUUGUAAUUUUGGGCUCAUUCCAUUUGUAUGUAAAUAAUUGUGAUGGUGCAUUAUGCCAAAUAUAUCUUUCACAACUUACA